Messenger RNA from Mytilus californianus (California mussel), 1190 nucleotides. Its product is annotated as 39S ribosomal protein L40, mitochondrial-like. The record is from RefSeq and is a predicted model, not a curated record. The transcript has 5 exons. Gene Ontology annotation, cellular component: mitochondrial large ribosomal subunit; mitochondrial ribosome. NCBI's taxonomy places the organism in Eukaryota, Metazoa, Mollusca, Bivalvia, Mytilida, Mytilidae. The coding region runs from base 37 to 633 and encodes 198 amino acids.
AAGACCAGAGAAACUCGAACAGACGAAAAACUAAAAAUGUCACUAGGAAAAAUAUCAAAAUUUUCAAGGUUAUGUUGUUCCUGUGGAGUAACCAGACAAUUCCAUACAAAUUCUAAUCCACUUUUGUUUUACACCACUCCAAACCUCAGUGCUGAACCUAUGAAAAGAAGGAAAAAAGUUGAUCUUUCAAAAGUAAUACAAUCUACUCAACUGAAAAUAAGAAAAAUGGAAAGAGAAAUGAGAAAAAGAGAAGAGAAAUUUGGAAGAACUCUCAAGCCAGUUGAAGAAAUUACAGGCAACAUUGCACUAAGGAGAAAUAGAGAUAAAUUAAGAAGAGAAUUUGAACCAUUAGAAAUAGAGGAAAUAGAAAGGAGAGCUCUUUUAGUAAAGGAAUGGGGACAUUAUAAAAACCAACAAUACCAUACAGAGGAUAAAGCUUUACAGAAGGCAAUACAUGUUCAAACUAAAGCUUUAAAUGAACUUAGAAUGGAGUCAGAAGAAUUGUAUCAAAAAGCAAAACAGAUCCAUGAAGGUGAUAUUGUUUAUCAGUUUAAUGGUCCCACAGAAACACCUCCUCCAGAUGACUUUGACUCACCUGAUGGACAAUAUAUAGAUACAAGUAGAAAGUGGUAGAAUUUAUUUCAAUAAAAAAUAGGAAAAAAGUGGUUUAUUAUUUAUUGCACAAAGAAAAAUGUUUAAAAAAAAAACACAUGAUACUGAUUAUUGAUACACAAAAGGAUAAUAUGAAUUUCCAAAAAUAUUGGACAACUGAACAGACCAUACAGACCACAAAAAAAUGGAACAGUUAUGAAAAAAAAUAUACGUACAAAGACAAACGACACAUAAUUCAGAUAGCUUGAAUUGGUAUAGGCACAAAAUGAGGUGAGAUUAAACCAGUUUAAUGUAUGUACAACAUGUGUUCAUGUUUCUGGAAUUACCUUCACAUUGGAAAGACUUGAGGCCAAAAGUUUUACAAGCCAACAAAAUGUUCAAGAGCACAAAAACUGAAAGGACAGAAAAAGAACAGUAAAACUGUCUAUGGUUAACUUUGCGAGAGGGAGUUUUAACUUUACCGUAGUUUACAAAUGUUUUAUUAGAUAAAACCACAUUAAACAACACCCGUAUAUUAUCACAAAGUAAUGAUUUUAUUUUGGUCUAAAUGUUUUGCCAGAAAGAGUGGUGUCUUCUAU